GAGCCCCUCCCCGUCGACGUCCCCGACGAGAUCCGCGACGUCACCGUCACCCGCUACCAGCUCUCGGCGCGCUUCGGGGGCAACCCUCAGGACACGUAUCCCGUCCCCCGCGCCGCGCUCCUCGCCCAGCACGGCCGCAGCAACUUCGCGUGCCUCAGCCUGAUGUACAACCCCCACGCUCCGACCCGCCCUGGGUUCCCCGGCCUCUCCUUCGGCACGGUGGCGUACUCCGAUGACGCGCCGUCUCUUCGGAGACAGGCGCUGUUCGUUCGCCUCAACGCGAACAAGUGGCAGUACAUGGGCGACUACGUGGAUACGUCGUCCAGCGUGCUCUCAGUGGACAAGUGGCGGCAGUUGAAACAGGGGGUUCGCAACAGGUGGAGCUCUGGGAUCGCGAAGCAGAACUGGGGGUCGUUCAUUCGUGCUCGCAUCAGCCUGCGGGGCUCUCUUGGGAGAGAGCCGACCCGCGCCGAGAUGGACAAUGCGAAGGGGCUCUUCAGGGAUGUCACGCAAGAUCAAGUGGCCGCCGCAUUCGAUGAUGGCCUAGAGCGCAUCCGGGCGUGGACAAUGAAGUGCGUUGGCUACGACGAGGAGCUGCAACGAAUCUGCGUUGAGAUCUCGCGCGUCCAACCUGAACCUGCGCAGCGGAGCCGUCGUCGGCCUAAACGAAAGGCGAAGGCAUAG
Molecule: messenger RNA, 684 nt
Organism: Epithele typhae
Lineage: Eukaryota; Fungi; Basidiomycota; Agaricomycetes; Polyporales; Epitheliaceae
Exons: 3
Source: RefSeq, a predicted model, not a curated record